UGGUCAUUAGGUAACUGGGGCUAAGCUGAUAGUGGUGGAAGCCAGAGGAAGAGGAGGGAAACGAGGCUAGUGGGUCUCGUGGUUUGGGGAGAAAGGACCUUCAGGAGUGGGAGUUGAGACCCGACGGAGGUGUGGUAGAGCCGGGACACUAAGAAUGGCUUCCUUUGGAUGGAAGAGAAAAAUUGGCGAGAAGGUGUCAAAGGUCACUUCCCAGCAGUUUGAAGCCGAAGCUGCUGACGAGAAGGAUGUCGUUGAGAACGAAGAAGGGACCGGGCUUCAUGCCGUUAAACGCAGGAAGGAGAGUCCGCUUCAGGACUGUGCUGAGAAAAGUAAGCAGCUGAAGGAUGAAGCAGCCAGUCUGGUUGAAAAUAAGAGGUAUCGAGAGGCGAUUCAGAAAUGGGACGAAGCUCUGCAGUUAACCCCAGAUGAUGCAACGCUGUAUGAGAUGAAAUCACAGGUCCUAAUGUCUCUUCAUGAAAUGUUCCCAGCAGUACAUGCAGCUGAAAUGGCUGUCCAGAGAAAUCCACAUUCAUGGGAGUCUUGGCAGACUUUGGGACGUGCUCAGCUUGGAUUAGGAGAGAUAGUCCUGGCAAUUCGAAGUUUUCAGGUAGCCCUUCACAUCUAUCCAAUGAACCCUGAAAUAUGGAAAGAAGACCUUUCUUGGGCAAGAACGCUCCAGGAGCAGCAGAAGGUAGCACAGAAGAUCAAGAAGUGUGACGCGUCAGCGGAAAUGACACAAUUCUCGCCAAAGUCAAUCCCUGACUAUGACUUUGAAAGUGAUGAGAUUGUUGCUGUGUGUGCGGCGAUUGCCGAGAAACAGAAGACGGUUUCGGCAAAUAAAACCAUGGUUAUCGUUUCGGCCUCUGGGACUGUAGAGACAGUCACUGAGAAGGAAGACGGUGCCACACCACCAGAUGGCUCUGUUUUUAUCAAAGCCCGAUAAAGUAGCAGGAACCCUGUGAAUCUGGCUUUUUGAUUGCCACUUAAAGUUUGAGGCAUAGGGACACUUACUGUGGAGAAACAGAGCAAAACUCCUAUUUGUAAAGUGAGUUUUGCAGAUGAGGCAUAUAAAAACUAAAUGGUAGAAUUAUUGUGUAGUGUUUGGGCUGUGCUUCAAUAAGUUACAUUUAAACUUUUUAAGAUUAGAAUUGUGAGUACAGUGGGUUUUGAUUGAUAAACUUAAUUUAAUCCAAAAGUAUAAGUGAAUGCAUUUUAAAGAUACAACUUGAAAAGUGAAUUCUCUAAUAGUAACUUGAUGGCCAGUGUUACUAAAAUGUUGACUCGUUGGUUUUUGUUUCAUGAUAAAGGAAGUUGGUGAUUUCUUUCCCUCCUAAAAUAUACUCCUAUUACUAUACACUCUUCUCUUUUUCUGGUUGCAUUAGAAGAAGUCUCCCAAAGCUCAAAUAUUUUUUGACAUUUAUUUUGAUUCAAAGUUUUCAUUUGGUUAUAUAUGGAAUCUUUGAAUGUUUGGCUGAAAAUGCAUGCAAAUGUGUACAUUCUGAUUUUCUGGACUUUCUCUUCGUUCUGAUUUGUGCUUAUAUUUUUGACUUUAAAAUGACCAUAACAGUGAUAGAUGCCUUGUUCAGUAUUAGAUAUGUGAAAUACUGAUCGAUGUCACAAGGAUGGUGGUGUUUUCGUUGUGAAAGUAGAUCGAGCACUCCUUACACAGUGAGUCAUGUUUAAGACGGGCAUUUUUGAAACAUGAAUGGCUUUUAUAGGUGUUGCGUGUCAAAUUGUCUUGCUGCUUUGUUCCAGUCAAGAGCACUAUUUCUUUCUCCUUAUUUUUAAAAGCUUAAAAACUCUGAAAAAAAUCUUGUCUUUUGCUUAUAACUUUCAAGCUGAUGAUUUGGAAUUCUUUUUCUAGAUAGCUUUUUUGAAACUACUCAAAUUAUAAUUUUAAAUAGCUAAAUUAUAUCUUUCUAAAAAAAAGGCUGUUAAUGAGUGUCAUUAGUGGAUAGCUUGGACAUGACAUACAUAGAAACUGAAAAAUGACUUGUGGUACAAUACCAUGAGGAGAGAAGGAUAUAUUUAAAGAAAUAUUUCAUUGAAAGGCCACAGUCACAAUCACAAAUUGAUACCGUCAUUGAUAAUGUGAGUUAUUAUUUUUAUACUACAUAUAGUACAAUUAUAUAGAACUACUGGGUACUGUUACUUCUGACACUCAGGAAGCUAUUAUAAAAUUAAUUUUUUCCUUGUUAGAGAUGAAAGUAAGCUGUUUUAUUUUAAGGAAUCUUAACCUGUUGGAGCAUGUAAGUAAUGGUCUGCAUUUUUCUGAGAUGAUUUAAAAAAAUUUUUCCUUUAGUAGGAUACUUAACCUCUUUUUCUUUUCAGAGUGUAAGAUUUUCUCCCAAAGUUACAUCAGAAAGUUAGCUGUGGUUAGAGAGAAUAGUUUUAGAGUAAUCCAAAAAAACAAAUAUUAGUUACAUUUUAUUUUGUUUAAUAAAGGAUAUUCUCACAGGGUACUUAAGGGUAGUGAACCUUUACCCUUUGGUAUGUGGUUUUGAGUAGUGGAUUUUUGUUUAUCGUGUAAUUUGUGAAUAGUUUUUUCUGCACUUUAAAGAUUUUCCUCUGUGUUGUUAGCUUUUGAAAAAUUUUGAUUGAUUUGUUUAAUUUUUACCUUUGUGAAAAUAAAAUAUGUAGAGCACCUUGUGUGGUAUCUUGCAUAGGAAGUACUCAGUAAAUGUUAGCUAUUUCUAUGAAGAACUUGAAUUAGGAUGGAGAUAUUUAACCUGUUUCUUCUGAUUUUAGGAAGGAGGAGAACUUUGUAAUCUUUACCAAAAAGUGAGAAGUAACUACUUUUGAUAUUAUAGGACAAAUGGUUAUCAGUUGGGAUUGUUCUUGGCAUAAAACCUAUGCCUCAGCCCCAAAAGAGGCAAGUCCCAGGAUGGAGGGCAUGUAGCCACUAAAUUCUGUUAACAGAACCUGGUGUUUUUUCUCUAUUACAUUGGUUGGCCAGAUUAAUAGAAGACAUAAGGUGGUCUAGACAUAAGGUGGAGGAGAGAAAGGAACAAUGGAUUAUGGAGAGAGAAAGGAGCUCAUUUAUCCUUGCUCUGAAAGAUUCUCAGCUAAUACUCUUCUAUGCAUGAGGAGAAAAAUGCAUAUAAAGAUGUGCAUCUCGAUACACAGAUAUUUGCUAAACCUGUUAACUGCAAUAACAAAUACUUUUGAGUCUGGUGAAAAAUAAUUGAUGUUCAUGAUAGUGAUAUAAUUAAAGAUGUUUAAUAUACCUUCUGAAAUAACACUGAACACUAUAUUGAACAUAAUUUAUAUUAUUCUUGUUUGCAAAUUGUAUGGUAUAGAUGCUCAUUAGUCAUAACACCACACGUCCAGAUCAUGCCUGAUGGUUUGAGAAUCCAUAUAUUAUUCUCUAGACGGCAGGAUUUUAGAUUAUAGAGUAUUUAUCCUAAAUGUGCUAAUAAAUACAUAAGCAUUGAAAAAUCAUACAAGGUAUAAAUCACAGAACUCAGAUCUGUAAUAGGGGCCUAGGUACAAAUUUUUAUGGUAGUAGUCUUAGUAGAAAGACUUUUAAAUUGGUGUUAUUUGGUAAAACUAUAAUGAAGACUUAAAUAAAGAAGCUUUGUCUGAGAAAGCUAGAGUUUUCAUGAUUGUAA
Molecule: messenger RNA, 3611 nt
Organism: Suricata suricatta (meerkat)
Lineage: Eukaryota; Metazoa; Chordata; Mammalia; Carnivora; Herpestidae
Gene: TTC33
Product: tetratricopeptide repeat domain 33
Exons: 5
Coding region: 155-943 (262 amino acids)
Molecular function (GO): protein binding
Source: RefSeq, a predicted model, not a curated record